This is a messenger RNA of Cinara cedri, 2363 nucleotides long. The record is from the annotation of a GenBank genome assembly. NCBI's taxonomy places the organism in Eukaryota, Metazoa, Arthropoda, Insecta, Hemiptera, Aphididae.
UGGACAUAUUAUAAAGAUAUAUAAUAAUUAUAAAUUUAUAAUACGCACUGAAUAAUAUUCAUACAGUAUAUUGUAUUUCCUUAAAACUUGGAUUAACCCAACCACACCCACAAAAAUCAACAUAUUUUUAUAUGUAUGCUGUGAAUCUACAUCGGUACAAUAAAUUUAUAAUAACGAGAUAACAUAAUAAUAUGGUAAUCAAUUUAGUCAAACGCCAACCCGCGAUUACCGUGAUAAUUGAUAAAAAUUCACCUUCAAAUUCAAAGUUUAACAUCUGUUUUUGAUAUUUAACUUGUGUAACGACCGUUAAAAAUUAACGAUCGUUUAAUCGUAUCAUAUUGUAUAUAUAUAAGUUGUGCUAAUGUGUUGUUAUGAAGAAUCCACUUUGAGGUUCCACUCGACAUUUUCUCGCGCCAAUUCUCUCUAGUCUACCAUUAUGUAUUGAUGUUUCGGGCCGUUCACUCCGCUUGUUUUUUUGUCAAUUUUUCCCACCAUUUGGGUGUUCCAUUCUGUCAAUGUCGUUCUGUUUUAUUAUCUGAUUGUUAUUUGCAAUUUGUUGAAGAACAUUUCGUUCCGUCGUGCCGUUUUCGUGGAUCAUUUAUUUGGUAAUUAUUUUGUGAUAGGUAUGUAUUAUUUGUAUUUACAUAUUAUUUGUUUUCAAUAAUAUUAUAAUGCGAUUAAAUAUUGCUCCGUUAUAUAAUAUACCUACUGUUUAAAAACCGUCAAAUUUCUAUGCACAGUGUGUGAACAGAUUUUCAAUUAAUUUACUGUCAUUUUUGUAUAUACCUACACUUGUUUAGGGCAAUAUCUGUUGUGCCGUAGUUAAUAUUCUGAUACAAAUAAUUUUCUGGAAAAUAAUUUAAAAAAAAUCUCGAAUAAUAAAUAAUAUGAAACUUCAAAUUUUAACAUAUUUCAUAGAUUUUUUUCUAAUUGGAUUAAACCCCCCAAAAAGCUGGUGGUUUUGGGAUGGGAUUUUUUUGUACAACCUUGUACAUUAUAUCAUGUGUUACAUUUCAUAUUGCCAUUACUACUGAGCUUGGGCAUAACUUAUAAAGAAUUUCAUAAGUCCCGUUCAUAAGUAAUAGUUGUUAAUUGCUCAAUGUUCACUAUAUUUGGGUAGGUAGGUAUUAUAAUAUAAAACUUUGCUUUGUACACAACAUAUUAUAGUACUUGUAUUUAACUCAAAAACAAUAUCAUUUUGUAUUGAGUUUUUGUGUAAAAACAUUUUGAACCCAAGUAACAUUAAUUCAUCCAAGGAAUUCAAUUUUAAUUAAUAGGUAUAUUUUAAAUUGAAUAAGUACUGAUUUAUAAAUCACUUAUGUACUAGGUUUUUUUAUUUUUACUAUCUGAUUUAAAGCAAUUAGAAAAAUAUUUUUUUAUUUCUGAUGUAAUUUAUGUAUUUAAAUCAUUUUUUUCUUUAUAGAACAAAUAAUCAAAAUGACCAAGUCCAUUAUGCGUGGUGCAUUAAUUGUCUUAGAAGGUUGUGACAGAUCUGGAAAAACAACUCAAAGCACAAAGUUAGUUGAAGCUUUGAAUAAAUUAAAUAUACCAGCAAAAAAAAUAUCGUUCCCCGAUCGAUCUACUCCUAUUGGUUCAAUCAUCAAUGAUUAUCUUUCUAGAAAAAUAGAAUUACCAGAUCGUUCAGUACACUUAUUAUUUAGUGCUAAUCGUUGGGAAUUGGAAUCUGAAAUUCGUAAACAAAUAGAGGCUGGUGUAACUUUGAUUGUAGAUCGAUAUUCAUAUUCUGGUGUAGUCUUUACUAGUGCAAAACAAUGCAUCGAUUUCAAAUGGUGUUGUGGUCCAGAAAAUGGCCUGCCCAAACCCGACUUGGUCAUGUUUUUAAAAUUGUCGUCUGAAGAAAUGGCUAAACGAUCUGGUUUUGGUGAUGAACGCUAUGAAAAUGUGGAAUUUCAAAACAAAGUUGACAAAAAUUACGAUCGAUUUACAAAUGAGAAUUUCAUUCAAAUAAAUGCAGCUCAAGAUAUAUCCACCUUAACAAACAAUCUUUUAAAUAAAGUUUUAACAACUAUUGAUUUUGUCAAAAAUAAAGAAUUAGAUGAGUUGGUUUUCAAUUAAAAAUGUUAAGUUAAUAUAAAAAUAUAUUUAUACUUUCACUAUCCCAUACAUUUUUUAUGUCAACUAUUCAUAAUAUUUCUUUUACCAUUAUAUACGUUUAAUAUUUUUAUGUUGACCAUAAUAUGUAAUGUGUAUAUUUACAUUAUGUCUUUAAUGAUUUAUAAAACCUGGUUAUAAUUUAAUUAUGAUUAAUAUGUAAGUUACCUAUCCUUAAAACGAUUGCUUGUGUGAAAAUUAUUAUAAAAUAUUGUUUUCCUUUAUAAUAUUAGUUUAUAUGUUGUUUUCCA